AUGCUGCUCAGAAGCAUCACUUCAUGCCUUCCUUCUUCGGCAACCAUAGACAACCUGUUCUCAAUUGCCAGGGCAGGCAGCUUGGUUCCUGAUAUCUCUCUGGAUGACACACUGCAAAGCUUCCUAUCCCUGGACUCAAGUGCUACUCUCGAACAACAGCAUGCAGACAUUCAGCAACACUUGUCUGCUGAACAACUAACUGUUUUCAACCAGGACCUGAUGUCUUUAUUGAGAGGGAGCACAAAGGUGGCAUUGGGGGGUGUGGGUGUUGUGGCACUAGCCCUGUCCCUACUCUUUGAUGUCUUAGCCCACAAAGCAAAAAGGCAAGGGGACAACAAGAAUGCUAUGGACCCUACCAAAAUUAUCUUUGGAAUCAGCAAUUCCUCAAGAAUUGGGUCCCUCAUUAGUGAAUACCUGAAGCUGGUCCCUGAGAUAGCCAAUGACAUGAACAAGAUGGCGGAGGUGACAGAGCUCUAUGACCAGUACCUGAAGAAUGAGCUGAUUGACCAUUUUGAGAGGAUGACAAACAAGAGACGCAUGGGGUCAGUGGCCAUGAAACAGUGGCUGUGUGGGGCAUCUUUCCACCUGCACAUGAGGAUCCAUGAGAUCCGCUUGGGCUCUGUUCCACGAGGCUCAGCAGAAGCACUGCGUCUCUCCUACAAGACUGCGUUCACCAGCCUGGUCAAGCUCUAUACAGCCCACUUACGCAAAAAUAUCCAGGAGACACCACCAGAGCCAGGAGCCAACAGCAUGCCAGGGCUCCUAGUCAUUGAGCCCCACAAGAACGUCACACACAGAGUUCAACACAGUCCCUGUGAGUCCAAGGUCAUUGGAGACGCUCUGCUGACCCGGAUCAUUGCUGCUCAGGAGAUUGAAAACAGCAAAGACUUCUUUCUGCAGUCUGAACAUUACUUUUAUAAACUGAUCAACCAACGGGAAGGUUUUGAAUUGCAGAAAAGUAAUUAAUAGUCAAAAAAAGAAUAGUAAAUCAUGAUGGUAAUUAAGGUGAUUUUAAUGAUAUCUGCAAUCUGGAGUAAUGGAAUAAAAGUUCAUUUAAAGGGUGUAGUGGUAGCAUCAAAGGUGGUGGUGGUAUCAUAUAAUUUGAUGUGGUGAUUUUUGUAUUUUGGGAUGGCUAGAUAAAGACUGCAUUGUGUAACCAGGCUCUGAGUCUGUGUCAGCAAAAAUGUAUGUACAGUCGUGGUCAAAAGUUUUGAGAAUGACACAAAUAUAAAUUUUCACAAAGUCUGCUGCCUCAGUUUUUAUGAUGGCAAUUUGCAUAUACUCCAGAAUGUUAUGAAGAGUGAUCAGAUGAAUUGCAAUUAAUUACAAAGUCCCUCUUUGCCAUGAAAAUGAACUUAAUCCCCAAAAAACAUUUCCACUGCAUUUCAGCCCUGCCACAAAAGGACCAGCUGACAUCAUGUCAGUGAUUCUCUCGUUAACACAGGUGAGAGUGUUGACGAGGACAAGGCUGGAGAUCACUCUGUCAUGCUGAUUGAGUUAGAAUAACAGACUGGAAGCUUUAAAAGGAGGGUGGUGCUUGAAAUCAUUGUUCUUCCUCUGUUAACCAUGGUUAACUGCAAGGAAACAAGUGCCGUCAUCAUUGCUUUGCACAAAAAGGGCUUCACAGGCAAGGAUAUUGAUGCUAGUAAGAUUGCACCUAAAUCAACCAUUUAUCGGAUCAUCAAGAACUUCAAGGAGAGAGGUUCAAUUGUUGUGAAGAAGGCGUCAGAGCGCCCAAGAAAGUCCAGCAAGCGCCAGGCCCAUCUCCUAAAAUUGAUUCAGCUGCGGGAUCGGGGAGCCACCAGUGCAGAGCUUGCUCAGGAAUGGCAGCAGGCAGGUGUGAGUGCAUUUGCACGAGGCGAAGACUUUUGGAGGAUGGCCUGGUGUCAAGAAGGGCAGCGAGGAAGCCACUUCUCUCCAGGAAAAACAUCAGGGACAGACUGAUAUUCUGCAAAAGGUACAGGGAUUGGACUGCUGAGGACUGGGGUAAAGUCAUUUUCUCGGAUGAAUCCCCUUUCCGAUUGAUUGGGGCAUCCGGAAAAAAGCUUGUCCGGAGAAGACAAGGUGAGCGCUACCAUCAGUCCUGUGUCAUGUCAACAGUAAAGCAUCUUGAGACCAUUCAUGUGUGGUUGCUUCUCAGCCAAGGGAGUGGGCUCACUCACAAUUUUGCCUAAGAACACAGCCGUGAAUAAAGAAUGGUACCAACACAUCCUCCGAGAGCAACUUCUCCCAACCAUCCAAGAACAGUUUGGUGACGAACAAUGCCUUUUCCAGCAUGAUGGAGCACCUUGCCAUAAGGCAAAAGUGAUAACUAAGUGACUCGGGGAACAAAACAUUGAAAUGUUGGGUCCAUGGCCAGGAAACUCCCCAAACCUUAAUCCCAUUGAGAACUUGUGGUCAAUCCUCAAGAGGCGGGUGGACAAACAAAAACCCACAAAUUCUGGCAAACUCCAAGCAUUGAUUAUGCAAGAAUGGGCUGCUAUCAGUCAGGAUGUGGCCCAGAAGUUAAUUGACAGCAUGCCAGGGCGGAUUGCAGAGGUCUUGAAAAAGAAGUGUCAACACUGCAAAUAUUGACUCUUUGCAUAAACUUAAUGUAAUUGUCAAUAAAAGCCUUUGACACUUAUGGAAUGCUUGUAAUUAUACUUCAGUAUAUCAUAGUAACAUCUGAAAAAAUAUAUAUAAAAACUCUGAAGCAGCAAACUUUGUGAAGACCAAUACUUGUGUCAUUCUCAAAACCUUUGACCAUGACUGUACUGUUUGUGUUUGCACUGAAGUCAGCAUCAGUCAAAAACCUGAUCUUUCAUUGGCUGAAAGAUUUGCAGACAUCUAAUAACCCUACAUUCCGCUGUUUGGUUAUUAGAUGUUUGUCCUAGCCGGGACAAUGACCUUCAGACUCUGAGCCCAUCAUGUGUUUAAAUACACAGGUAGUAUUUGACAAAGUCUUAGGAAAGAAGAGUGUGUGAGACAGACAGCACAACCCAAACAUUGGUAACAAAGAAUGCAGUCCAUCUUCAGAAACUAUGAACUGUCUGUUUGAGGUAGCCAGCCAUGCAGGCAUCGUUCCUGACAUCUCCCUGGACAGAACCCUCACCAACUUCUUAUCCUGCAACUCGACUGCUGCUCUGGAACAUCGAUAUUCAGCCAUCCAGCAGAAUAUGUCGGCUGAGCAACUAACAGUGUUUAACUGCAUUUGGAGGGAGCACCAAGGUGAGCCUGGGAGGUCUGGGGAUUGUGGCGCUGGCACUAUCACUGCUCUUUGAGGUCUUGACUCACCAGAUCCAUGAGCAAAGGUCGUACAUGGACCCCAUACGGAGGAUCUUUGGAGCAGAUUACGCUUCAGAAAUCGGCCUUAUCAUCAGUGAGUACCUAAAGCAAGUUCCCGGUAUAGCCAAUGAUAAGAAGAGGAUGGCAGAGCUCCUAGAACGUUAUGACCAAAAGCUUAAACAUGAACUGGAUAACGUCUAUAGGAAGUUGGUCAUUGAGAGUAGCAUGAGCUCUGCUGGCAUGAAACAGUGGCUGAACGGGGCAGCGUUCCACAUGCACAUACGGAUCCAUAGGUUCCGUCUAACUGCCUUACCAGAAGGCCCUUUAGAUGUGCUGAGCCAGUACUAUCAACUCCGUAGCAAUGACUUGAUAAGGACUUAUAUAGACUUCCUACAGAUAAAUAUUCAGGAGACCUCAUCGUUGGCAAAAUCCAAUGGCAUGUCUGGGCUCCUGGUCAUUGAACCCUACAGGAACGUCACACACAGAGUUCAACACAAGCCCUGUGAGUCCGAGGUCAUUGGACUCUUUCAUUGGACCUUGAGCAUAUUCAAGACUUCUUUGUGCAUACUGAAAGUGACUUUGACGAUCUGAUCAAGCAACGGGGAGAUUUUGAGCUGAAUAAAUAAAUGAAUGAAAUAAUAUUUAUCUGCAUAAUGCCCAGUGGUAGAAAUAAUGAUUUUUACUCUUAUAGUUGGCUUAUUACCUGUAAUUAAUGUAUACUCAUGUUACAAACACAAAGAAUAAUUGAUUACCACUUAAUAUAGUAACAAAAAUUUACAUACACCAGCAUUCAUAAUGUUCUGUAGUGUGUGACUUACGCACGCACGCAUCCACAAACACACACACACACACACACACACACACACACACACACACACACACACACACACAUCCUAUUUACAUGGGGUCCUGUGUAAAAAGGGGAAGUUGUGUGAGGAGAUUGUGGUGAAGGAAUGUUGGAGGGUUCUAAAGAGGAAGGGUAGUAGGAGAGGACCUCUGAAAGGUUCAGUGAUAGUGUUGUGGAGUUGUAUAACUGUGGUAUAGUAUUCAAGCGCUGACCUAUCUCAUGCAUCUGUUUCAUACAUGGCUUCUGUUUCUGGGCCUUCUGUACCACUGGUUAGCUACCUUGAGCUGAUAGCUAUAUCAAUUGUGUGUAUGUGUAUUUGUGUGUGUGCGCAGGGGGUGCAUCUCUGUGUGUUUAUGUGCAGCUGUGUGAAGGACUGGGCGCAGAAAUGUUUUUCAACACUAUCUGGUUGCUGCCAUCUAAAGAUGUCUGUGUGGCAGGUCAGCCAGCUCCACAGAGUCAGCACAGGGCUGUAAUUGAAAGUAGAGCAGUUGAGUGGAGCUGCUGUAUUGAUAAGAGCUUAUAAGGCUCCGUCAGCAGGCCCUGUGUCCGUCAGUGUCCCUGGGGAGGGGAGGAGGAGCUGCGAGUAUGCCAUCUGUUAGAGCAGGCACCUCAUAAUGGGGAGGCAGGGAAGGGGGAGGGGAGUCAGGCUGGGGGAGGAAAUAGGAAUGGGGGUGGGCAGCCAGCAAAUAUAUAA
Molecule: messenger RNA, 4805 nt
Organism: Coregonus sp. 'balchen'
Lineage: Eukaryota; Metazoa; Chordata; Actinopteri; Salmoniformes; Salmonidae
Source: the annotation of a GenBank genome assembly